AUGGCUUCAAUUUCUGCAACUUUGCCUCCUCCAUUGUUACUUACUCAGAGAAAACCCAAUCUCACAUCAAUUCAGAAACUACCAUUUUCUCUAAUUCGAGAGAAACGAAACCGUAGCAUCGCUCUUAUGGUUAAAGCUAGUGGUGAAAAUUCAGAUUCAUCGACUGAUCUCAAUGUCGUUAGUUCGAUUCAAAAUGUUUGGGAUAAGUCUGAAGAUCGAUUAGGUCUUAUUGGUUUGAGUUUUGCUGGUAUUGUAGCUCUUUGGGCUUCACUAAACCUAAUCACGACAAUCGACAAAUUGCCUGUUAUAUCGACUGGAUUCGAACUAGUUGGUAUAUUGUUUUCUACGUGGUUUACAUAUCGAUAUCUCUUGUUCAAACCCGAUAGAGAGGAACUAUCUCAAAUUGUCAAGAAAUCAGUAGCUGAUAUACUUGGCCAGUAA
Molecule: messenger RNA, 441 nt
Organism: Arabis nemorensis
Lineage: Eukaryota; Viridiplantae; Streptophyta; Magnoliopsida; Brassicales; Brassicaceae
Source: the annotation of a GenBank genome assembly